Molecule: messenger RNA, 1446 nt
Organism: Zasmidium cellare ATCC 36951
Lineage: Eukaryota; Fungi; Ascomycota; Dothideomycetes; Mycosphaerellales; Mycosphaerellaceae
Exons: 2
Coding region: 1-1446 (481 amino acids)
Biological process (GO): transmembrane transport
Cellular component (GO): membrane
Molecular function (GO): transmembrane transporter activity
Source: RefSeq, a predicted model, not a curated record
AUGAACGUUAGGUCGGCCGAAGUCACCGACCGGAAAUUAGAUGACCCCUUCCUUGUCACUUUUGAGGAACUCUACGAUCCUGACAAUCCCAAAGAUUGGUCUACGGCCAAGAAGUGGACUGUGACCGACGUCCUCUCCGCAACUGGCUUCAACCGCAUCAUGGUCAGCACCAUCAUGGCCCCAGCAAUCAACACCAUAGCCAAGGAGCUCCACAUGAGUAGUGCCGAGUCCGUCAUGGCCCUCUCCAUCUACCUCCUCGCCACGGCUUUCGGUCCACUGUUCAUCGGACCAUUGAGUGAGGUCUAUGGAAGGAAGCCCAUCCUACACUUCUCGAACAUCUGGUUCUUGAUCUGGAACAUCGUCUGCGGGUUUGCCAACACCAAGGGCACACUCAUCGCCGCACGCUUCCUGGCUGGUUUUGGGGCUUCGGCAAUUUAUGCUCUUGCAGGAGGUGUGCUGGGAGAUGUCUGGCGACCUGAACAGCGAGGCAAGUCCUUGGGCAUCUACCUGCUUAUCCCCUUACUGGGAGCGGCUGUCGGUCCGAUCAUUGGAGGUUUCAUGGCUGAGCGUACGACAUGGCGCUGGAUGUUCUGGUCCACUUCAGCCUUCCAAGGAGUCAUGAUCGUUGCGUCCUACCUAGCAUUCUACGAGACAUAUCCUCAGCUCAUCCUUCGCCGCCGCGCAGCGAAGAAGCGGAGCGAGACUGGCGACAAUCGAUAUUAUACCGCCGCCGAGAAGCUUGACGGUGAGCGAUCUGUGAUCCGGAUCGUUGGACGAAGUCUUUCCCGGCCAAUGCGACUCCUCGGUUUCCACCCCAUCGUUCAGGCCGUCGCUUGCUUGAGCGGGUUCUACUACGGCGUCACCUACAUUGUCCUAGCCACCUUCUCUGAUCUCUGGGUGACCAAGUACCACCAACGAAUCGACAUCAGCGGACUCCACUACAUCGCAUGUGCACUAGGAGAAAUCUCAGGCUCGCAGAUAGGAGGUCCACUCAUGGACCGCGUCUUCGCGAAGCUGAAGAAGAAAGCAAAUGGAGAGGUCGUGCCGGAGUAUCACCUCCCCAUGAUGGUGCCCGCAGCUCUGAUCACACCAAUAGGCCUGCUCAUGUACGGAUGGUCGGCACAAGCUCACGUACACUGGAUUGUAGUCGACAUCGGGGUCUUCGUCACGACGUUUGGGAUGCAGAUAGGGGGGCAACCUCUGCAGGCGUACAUCAUCGACUCUUACCCAGACCAUGCGAGCUCGGCGACCGCGGCCAGCCAGUUCAUCAGGAGUCUGACGGCUUUUGCGUUUCCGCUCUUCGCUCCUUAUAUGUAUCGCUCGCUUGGAUAUGGCUGGGGCAACACAACCAUUGCUCUAGUUGCUCUUGCCAUCAGCAUCCCAGCUCCUCUGUUGCUGUGGCGGUAUGGAGCCCGGUUGAGGGCAAAAGCAGAGGAGAGCUAUUGA